AUGUUCGAGGAGGCGAGGCACGAUUCGGCCAAGCGCAUCCGGCUCAUGGAAGAGCAGGCCAAGGCGGAGUCCGAUCGUGAGGCGAAAAAGAUGAUCGCUCUGGCCAUCGCACGAUUGGCCGGGGACUUCGUCACGGAGCGGACGGUUUCGGUCGUGUCCCUCCCCAACGAUGAGAUGAAGGGCCGAAUCAUCGGCCGCGAGGGGCGCAACAUCAGGGCCCUGGAAGCGGCGACCGGUAUCGAUCUCAUCGUGGACGACACGCCGGAGUCGGUGAUCAUCUCCGGUCACAACCCGAUCCGCCGCGAAAUCGCCCGCCUGUCCCUGGAAACGCUCAUCUCGGACGGCCGCAUCCAUCCGGGCCGAAUCGAGGAGGUGGUUCGCCGAUCCGAACGGGAGAUAGACGACGUCAUAAAGGAGGCCGGACAGAAGGCGGUCUUCGACGUCGGCGUCCAUGGUAUUCAUCCCGAGUUGGUCAAGCUUUUGGGGAGGCUGAAGUUCCGUUACAGCUAUGCCCAGAAUGUCCUGCUGCAUUCCAUCGAGAUGGCGUUCAUCUGCGGUGCCAUGGCGGCCGAACUCGGCCUCAACGAGAAGCAGGCUCGCGGGCGGCAUUGCUUCACGACAUAG
Molecule: messenger RNA, 624 nt
Organism: Geodia barretti
Lineage: Eukaryota; Metazoa; Porifera; Demospongiae; Tetractinellida; Geodiidae
Source: the annotation of a GenBank genome assembly